AUGACUGGCUGGAAGAAGAAUGGGAGGAGCGAGGAGGGUCGCGCCUCGGUGGAAUUUACGCCAGUUCAGGUGCAAGUUCAUCCUAAACUUUCCUCUACUGAAGAUGCAUUACAGUAUGUGGAGGAGUUAAUUCUCCAGUUGUUAAAUAUGUUGUGUCAAGCCCAACCAAGAAGUUUUCUGGAUGUAGAGGAUCGCGUUCAAAAAAGUUUUCCCCAUCCUAUUGAUAAGUGGGCAAUAGCUGAUGCCCAGUCUGCUAUUGAAAAGAGGAAACGAAGAAAUCCGUUAUCUCUCCCAGUAGAAAAAAUCCAUCCCUUAUUAAAGGAAGUUCUAGGCUACAAAAUUGACCAUCAAAUGUCUGUUUACAUAGUGGCAGUAUUAGAAUACAUUUCUGCAGACAUCUUAAAAUUGGUUGGGAAUUAUGUGCGGAAUAUAAGGCAUUAUGAGAUCACAAAACAAGAUAUUAAAGUGGCAAUGUGUGCUGAUAAGGUAUUAAUGGAUAUGUUCCAUCAAGAUGUAGAGGAUUUAAGUGCACUAACUUUAUCUGAUGAGGAACCCUCCACCUCAGGGGAGCAAACCUAUUAUGACCUAGUGAAGUCAUUUAUGGCAGAGGUUCGACAAUAUAUAAGGGAACUAAAUCUCAUUAUCAGAGUUUUUAGAGAGCCGUACGCCUCCAACUCCAAACUGUUUUCAUCUCAUGAUGUUGAAAAUAUAUUUAGUCGUAUAUCGGACAUUCAUGAACUUAGUGUGAAGUUAUUGGGUCAUAUAGAAGACACUGUUGAAAUGACAGAUGAAGGUAGUCCUCAUCCGCUAGUAGGCAGCUGUUUUGAAGACAUGGCGGAGGAGCUAGCAUUUGAUCCAUAUGAAUCAUAUGCACAAGACAUUUUGCGACCUGGUUUUCAUGAUCAUUUUCUAAGUCAGUUGUCAAAGCCAGGAGCAGCAUUUUACUUACAGUCAAUAGGUGAAGGCUUUAAAGAAGCUGUUCAGUAUGUUCUACCCCGGCUGCUCCUUGCCCCUGUUUACCACUGUCUUCAUUAUUUCGAACUGCUAAAACAAUUGGAAGAAAAAAGCGAGGAUGAAGAGGAUAAAGAGUGCUUAAAGCAAGCCAUAACUGCCCUGCUGAAUCUUCAAAGCAGUAUGGAACGGAUAUGCUCCAAAAGUCUUGCAAAACGACGGCUUAGUGAGUCUGCAUGCCGAUUCUACACUCAGCAGAUGAAGGGGAAACAGCUAGCAAUUAAGAAAAUGAACGAAAUCCAGAAAAAUAUUGAUGGUUGGGAGGGUAAGGACAUUGGACAAUGCUGUAACGAGUUCAUCAUGGAAGGAACGCUCACACGUGUAGGAGCUAAGCACGAGAGACACAUAUUUCUCUUUGAUGGCUUGAUGAUUUGCUGCAAGUCAAAUCAUGGCCAACCAAGACUUCCUGGUGCUAGCAACGCAGAAUAUCGUCUCAAAGAGAAGUUCUUCAUGCGAAAGGUACAAAUCAACGAUAAAGAUGACACUAAUGAGUACAGACAUGCUUUCGAAAUCAUCUUAAAAGAUGAGAACAGUGUUAUUUUUGCUGCUAAAUCAGCUGAAGAGAAAAACAACUGGAUGGCAGCAUUGAUAUCUUUGCAAUACAGAAGCACGCUGGAAAGGAUGUUGGAUGUAACGAUGUUGCAGGAGGAAAAAGAGGAGCAGAUGAGAUUUCCAAAUCCUGAGCUUUAUAGAUUUGCAGAACCCGACUCGGAAGAGAAUAUUGUGUUUGAAGAAAACAUGCAGCCCAAAUCUGGAAUCCCCAUCAUCAAGGCAGGAACUGUUGUCAAGCUCAUCGAGAGGCUGACGUACCACAUGUAUGCAGAUCCCAACUUUGUUCGGACUUUUCUCACAACAUAUAGAUCCUUCUGUAAACCUCAAGAGUUGCUGAGUCUCCUAAUAGAAAGAUUUGAAAUUCCGGAGCCUGAGCCAACGGAAGCUGAUCGUAUUGCUAUGGAGAACGGAGACCAGCCUCUUAGUGCAGAAUUAAAAAGAUUUAGGAAAGAGUACAUUCAGCCUGUGCAGCUACGAGUAUUAAAUGUGUGUCGACACUGGGUAGAACACCACUUCUAUGACUUUGAAAGAGAUGCUGAUCUUCUGCAACGUUUGGAGGAAUUCAUUGGAACAGUAAGAGGCAAAGCGAUGAAGAAAUGGGUUGAAUCAAUCACAAAGAUAAUCAACCGGAAAAAGCAGGCGCAAGCCAUUGGGCCGAGUCACAACAUUACUUUUGAGAGCCCACCUCCUGCGAUUGAAUGGCACAUAAGCAAACCGGGACACACAGAGACUUUUGACUUGCUCACUUUGCAUCCAAUAGAAAUUGCUCGGCAGCUCACUUUACUUGAGUCAGAUUUUUACAGGGCUGUGCAGCCAUCUGAACUAGUUGGAAGCGUGUGGACAAAGGAAGAUAAAGAAAUUAAUUCUCCCAACCUUCUCAAAAUGAUAAGGCAUACAACUAACCUCACUUUGUGGUUUGAAAAAUGCAUUGUAGAAACAGAAAACCUAGAGGAAAGAGUAAUUGUAGUCAGCCGGAUAAUUGAGAUCCUGCAAGUUUUCCAAGAGCUAAACAACUUUAAUGGUGUCCUUGAGAUUGUCAGUGCUAUGAACUCCGCAGCAGUGUAUAGGUUGGAUCACACAUUUGAGCAAAUUCCAAGUCGCCAGAAGAAGAUUUUAGAAGAAGCUUAUGAGCUGAGUGAGGAUCAUUAUAAGAAAUACUUGGCAAAACUCAGGUCCAUUAAUCCUCCUUGUGUGCCUUUUUUUGGGAUUUACUUAACUAACAUCUUGAAAACAGAAGAAGGCAACCCUGAAUUUCUAAAGCGACAUGGGAAAGAACUUAUAAACUUCAGCAAGAGAAGAAAGGUAGCUGAGAUAACAGGAGAGAUACAGCAGUACCAGAACCAGCCGUAUUGUUUGAGAGUAGAAUUUGACAUCAGGAGGUUUUUUGAAAACCUGAAUCCAAUGGGAAACAGCAUGGAGACCGAAUUUACAGAUUAUCUGUUCAACAAGUCACUAGAGAUAGAGCCACGAAAUGUCAAGCCUCCACCAAGAUUUCCCAAAAAGUACAGCUACCCUCUCAAGUCCCCAGGUGUUCGUCCCUCUAAUCCGAGGCCGGGUACCAUGAGACACCCUACGCCGCUGCAACAGGAGCCAAGGAAAAUUAGCUACAGCCGCAUCCCAGAGAGCGAGACUGAAACUACAGCGUCCGCACCAAACUCUCCCCGCACACCUUUGACCCCUCCUCCUGCUUCUGCUACUUCAAGUAACACAGAUGCCUGCAGUGUGUUUGACUCGGAUCCUUCAAGUCCAUUUCAUGCGAGAUCUGCUUCUGUGUCAUCCAUAAACUUCACCAAAAAUUCAGAUGAAGCUCAUGUCCCCCCUCCAGUUCCUCCACGAAGACGACCAGAGUCUGCCCCAGCUGAAUCCUCCCCAUCAAAAAUUACUUCUGCGCACUUGGACAGCCCACCAGCAAUCCCUCCUAGGCAACCAACCUCUAAAGUGUAUUCGCCAAGGUACUCGGUGCCUGACCGGACCUGCAUCUCUGACCCCCCUGAAAGCCCUCCUGUGUUACCACCACGAGAACCUGUGCGAACUCCAGAUGUUUUCUCUAGCUCACCACUACACCUCCAACCUCCACCACUGGGGAGAAAAAGCGAACUUGGUAACACCUUUUUCCCAAACAGCCCGUCUCCAUUUACUCCCCCUCCCCCUCAGACACCUUCUCCACAUGUAGCACGGAGGCAUCUUCCAUCACCACCUUUGAUACCGCAAGAUGUGGACCUCCACUCUGUUGCUGGACCACCUGUUCCUCCACGACAAAGCACUUCUCAACAUAUCCCAAAGCUUCCGCCAAAAACUUACAAAAGGGAGCACACACACCCAUCGAUGCAUCGAGACGGACCACCGUUGCUGGAGAAUGCCCAUUCCUCCUGAACUAUCCCUUGCGCUGGGAGUCGCAUUUUCCUGGUGCUACGUCUGUUGCUGGCAAUGGAUGCAUGGAAACUGGUGGUGCCAAGGGGUUGGGAUGUGUAUGCCAAACACUAAAAACUCUCCGAUAGAUUGGAAAUGCAGUGUACAGAAACGGAAUUGCAAAAACAGACAUUCUAGUGGAAAAACUGGUUAACUUGCUAUUCUUGUUUUAGUAUGCAGGAUAUGGUUCUAAAGUAAUUGGACAACUGAUUGUACCCGAAAACAGACUUGAGGGACUUCUUUGGCCGAUGAGCAGAGACUGUGUUUGUGUAAUGAUCAAUAAUGUCCAGUACAGGAGGGAAAACAGUCUUGUAUCCAUCAGUUCCACACAAUGGCACAGUUUUUGGAAUGAAAACAUUAUGCACUUUUUUAAAAUCUCGAACAGGGAACUUUAUAUCCUUCUUAAUUUUCCUUUGCUUUACUCCCUGCUUUAAAAUACCUUCCU
Molecule: messenger RNA, 4417 nt
Organism: Charadrius vociferus (killdeer)
Lineage: Eukaryota; Metazoa; Chordata; Aves; Charadriiformes; Charadriidae
Gene: SOS1
Product: son of sevenless homolog 1 (Drosophila)
Exons: 22
Coding region: 1-3936 (1311 amino acids)
Biological process (GO): Ras protein signal transduction; positive regulation of GTPase activity
Cellular component (GO): plasma membrane
Molecular function (GO): protein heterodimerization activity; guanyl-nucleotide exchange factor activity
Source: RefSeq, a predicted model, not a curated record